AUGAGCGAGGGUUCGAGCUACAGCUACGUCGACUACAGCCAAGGUGGAGGCUUCGGCGGCGGUUAUGGCGGCUUUGGAGGCACCAGCAACAGUGGUUAUGGAUCAGCGGCCUAUGGGGGAGCGGAUCGUCGGGGGCCAGGGGCCUCUGACGAGUAUGCAGGUUCCCACUACGAGCAUGGAGGCCAUCGCGGACGUGGCCGCGGCCGAGGCCGUGGACGAGGCCGUGGACGAGGCGGCGGUGGUUAUCAAGACGGUGGCCGCGGCCGCGGUGGUGGUGGACGUGGUCGUGGUGGUAGUGGCCGCGGCGGCGGUGGCGGUGGCGGUGGCGGUGGCGGCGGGCCUCCCGCAGGUCUAUCGGGGCGUGACAUCGGCAUGUGGUACGCACGUCAAGGCCAGGCUGCUCGCAAACAGCAAGAGCGACGCGAGCGCCCCAUCGUUAGCUUCGAUUCCCACAAGCAUCGUGAUAUCCAGCAGCUGCUCUCCUCAGCCCGCGUACAGGUUCCACAAAACGCAUCAGUCACAGCAGAUGAGGCUGCUCUUGGAGCUUUGAGCGGGACCAGCUUCAAGCGCAACGUUGAUAAUUUGACCGAGGCCAGCCUAGUGCAAGACCGCGAAGCGAAGCGUGCCAAGGAGCAGUCUGAUAGCAGCCUGGCAGCCUUUCGCCAAAAACUGCCGGCCUGGAAACAACAAGCUGACGUCAUUGAUGCCAUCCGCUCUCAUCAAGUCGUCAUCGUUACCGGUGAAACGGGUUGUGGCAAGACCACGCAGGUCCCACAGUUUGUGCUGGACGAUGCGCUGGAUCGGGGCGAAGGCAUGAAUGUGCAAAUGGUUUGCACACAGCCACGCCGCAUCAGUGCCACUUCCGUAGCCCAGCGCGUCGCUCGCGAGCGCAACGAGUCUUGUGGUGGCUCGUCUAGCUCCACAGGUUAUCAAAUCCGCCUGGAUGCACGCCUGCCGCGCUCUCAUGGUUCCAUUACCUUUUGCACCGUUGGCAUUUUGCUUCGCCGCCUCAUCAAUGACAGUAGCCUGCAAGACAUCAGCCAUAUUAUCUUGGAUGAGGUGCAUGAGCGAGACAUCUUGACCGACUUUCUCUUGGUCAUCAUCAAGGACAUCUUGCCCAAGCGCCCAUCGCUCAAGGUCAUUCUGAUGUCGGCCACUCUGAAUGCUGAGACCUUCUCCUCAUACUUUCCCGGUUCUACGACCCUACACAUCCCUGGCUUUACCUACCCUGUUGAAGAACUCUACCUGGCCGACGUGUUGGAUGAGAUUCGUUAUCGCCUCCCACCACCGCGCGAUUCGUUUGGUGGGGGUCGAGGCGGCCGAGGUCGUGGUUUUGGCGGCCGGGGCCGAGGUCGGGGUCGAGGAGGCCGAGGCCGAGGCCGCGGUGGCUUUCGCCAUGAGGAGGAAGGUGGUAUCGGGGAUGAGGCGCAGGCCACAGCCGAGGAGCUGCAGCAACAGGCAGCAUACCAAGCCUAUGUCAGCUCGCUGGCUGCCAGCGGAUAUUCCCACCAGACGAUAGAAGGUUUGCGCCGGCGGCCUAUUGAUGAGACUGAAGCCAUGAUCGAUUACGAUCUUGUUACAGCAGUGAUUUGGCACAUUUGUCGCAACAAGCCCGAUGGUGCCAUUCUCUGCUUCAUGCCUGGCUGGACUGAUAUUCAGAAGGUCUAUGAGACUCUGAAGAGCAGUGGGCCCACCGCCAAUCGUCAGAAGUACCGUGUUUUGCCGCUUCACUCCAUGUUGCCUACAGCCCAGCAGCAGCAGAUUUUCGACCGGCCGCCGGCAGGCGUGCGCAAGAUUGUGAUCGCCACCAAUAUUGCUGAGACUAGCAUCACGAUCGAUGACGUUGUUUACGUCAUUGACACGGGUCUCGGCAAGGAAAAGACUUAUGAUGAAGUCAGUCACCUCUCCGAACUCAAGGCAACUUGGGUCAGCAAGGCAUCAUCUCGCCAGCGAAAGGGACGCGCCGGUCGUGUUCAGGAUGGUGUGUGCUAUCACCUGUUUACCCGGUUCCGCUUGGCACAAAUGGAGGACAAUCAGCUGCCCGAGCUGUUGCGCACACCUCUCGAGGAACUUAUUUUACAGAUUAAGAUUCUCAAACUUGGUCAAGCCAGCGAUUUCUUGCAGCGUGCCAUCGAUCAGCCCUCGCCACAAGCCGUGGAAAACGCUUUGAAAGCACUGCGCCAGCUUCAUGCCCUUGACAAGGAGGAAAACCUGCUUCCGUUGGGACAUCAUUUGGCGCAGCUUCCCGUGGCACCCAAGAUCGGUCGAAUGCUGGUGUUUGCAGCCAUGCUGCAGUGUCUGAAACCCAUCUCUGUCAUUGCGGCGAGCUUGAGCUUCAAGGACCCAUUCUCAGCUCCCAUCGACAAGCAAAAGGUCAUGGAUCAACGCCGCCGCGCCAUGGCACCGGAGGCGAUGAGCGACCAUAUUACGCUUUUGCGUGCAUACCAAGGCUGGGAGGAAGAGCUGCGACAUGGCGGGGCUCGCGAGUACUGCUGGGACAACUUUUUAUCGAGUUCAACGUUGAACAUGAUCCGGGAUAUGGCCGGGCAGCUCAUGGAUUUGCUGCGUGACAUUGGUUUCAUCUCGGCUGAAGUGGACUUUAACCGACAUGCUGACAACACACAGCUCAUCAAGGCUGUGUUGGCAGCCGGCCUGUAUCCCAACGUCAUCUCCGUUCAGCACCCGCACGGGCGGAAGUUUGGUGAACGUCCCCCCAAGCUGUUUACACAGGAGGAUGGACGCGUCACGCUGCAUCCCAAAUCUGUUUUGGCCGAGGAGACGGUGUUUGAGACCAAGUGGUUGGUGUAUCACCUUAAAAUGCGCACGACCUCGUUGUUUGUGUACGACGCGACCAUGGUUCAGCCGUUGGCCCUGCUGUUUUUUGGAGGCGAGAUUUCGACGGGCAUGGAGGACGGCGAGGAGAUUAUCCAAGUCGAUGACUUUAUUACUUUUCGAUCACCCGCGCGGACAGCAGACCUGGUGCGCGACCUACGAGACCAGGUUGACCAUAUUUUGCAGAAGCGGAUUCGCAACCCAUCGUCGCGGUUCGACGAGCGCGAGGCACGCAUCUUGGCAGCCAUUAUCGACCUGAUCACCCACGAAGAAGUGGAUCGCCAACGGUUCAUGGAUGGGCGCAAGCAGUACACGCGACGAGAUCCCGACUGGCGUCUUGAGCAGCCAUAG
Molecule: messenger RNA, 3183 nt
Organism: Monosiga brevicollis MX1
Lineage: Eukaryota; Choanoflagellata; Craspedida; Salpingoecidae
Exons: 21
Coding region: 1-3183 (1060 amino acids)
Cellular component (GO): intracellular anatomical structure; nucleus; cytoplasm
Molecular function (GO): RNA binding; ATP binding
Source: RefSeq, a predicted model, not a curated record